This is a messenger RNA of Westerdykella ornata, 1378 nucleotides long. RefSeq names its product P-loop containing nucleoside triphosphate hydrolase protein. Gene Ontology annotation, molecular function: GTP binding; GTPase activity. Gene Ontology annotation, biological process: intracellular protein transport. Gene Ontology annotation, cellular component: endomembrane system. The coding region runs from base 7 to 939 and encodes 310 amino acids. The transcript has 2 exons. NCBI's taxonomy places the organism in Eukaryota, Fungi, Ascomycota, Dothideomycetes, Pleosporales, Sporormiaceae. The record is from RefSeq and is a predicted model, not a curated record.
AAAACAAUGUCCAAGGCGAGUAGCCUCGAGGCGAAGAUUGUCGUGCUGGGCAGCCAGGGCGUAGGCAAAACCUCGUUGGUCAACCGCUUCGUCAAGAACGCAUUCACGCCGCCCACGACCACGUCGACAAUAGGAGCGUCGUUCCUCACCAAGCGCGUCGUCGACAUCGACACCAACACCGUCGUGCGGCUGCAGAUAUGGGACACGGCGGGCCAGGAGCGAUUCCGCUCUAUUUCAAAACUCUACUACAGAGGCGCGAAUGCCGGCGUACUCUGCUACGACAUCACCGACCCACAUUCGUUUGAAGAAAUGGGCUCCUGGAUGAAGGAACUCAAGCAGAACCUCGGCGACGACAUCAUCCUCCACGUCGUGGGCACAAAAUCCGACGUCGUAGCCGAAGACCCUUCGAGACGAAAAGUCCCGUUUGAGCGCUGCAUCGCCUACGUAGCAGAGCACCUGUAUCCGGCUACCCCAGCCCAAAACGGACAAGCAGCGCCGAGUACGCCCUUCGUAUGGCCCGGUGGACAGAGCGGAGGAGGCAUGGUGUCUCCGCAGAGUAACCGGUCGAGCGGAUUCUGGGGCCAGGAGAUUGGAUGGGAUUGCUGCCACGAGAUCAGCGCAAAGGACGGCGAGGGCGUCGACGAGGUCUUUCGCGUCAUCACGCGCAAACUCGUCGAGCAGCAUCAGAAGCGGAUGGAGGAAGAGUUCCGGCAAUUGGCUAUGGUGUCGGGGGUGAAUGGCGAUGGCGGGGCGGGGCCGAACGGGUAUUUUGAUUAUCCCGGGGAUGGCAAUGGGAGUUUCAGACUGGGCGUGGGCGAUAGGAGGAGGAGUUGGUUGGGGUUCCCGAUCACGCCGGCGGGCGUGGCGGGGGAGGAGCAAGCACAGUGGGAAGAGGAGUUGGAGAGGAGGAGGAAGAGUAAGGGGGAGAAGUGCUGUUGAGGGGUCCCGGACUGCGGCUUGGAGGUCUUGAUAUAGACUUUUGCCUCCGAGUCGUCCGACAAGCCCAACUACAAUACCCUCCGGCGGACUCGCCUUCCAAGAGAAGGCGACCGUACGCCGAGACAUGACCAUGUCAUGCCCUAUCCGCGAUGGCCGUCCGAAGAAACGGACUUCGCUCACUAUUGUUGAGUGCGGCGUAGACAGAAACUCGGGCAGAUACGUGCUCGACUCUCCGAUUGCCAUCCCUCUCUGUCUAUCUCUUAGCCCUUAGUCCUUUCAUCCCGUAUUCUAUUGCAUGAUGCGGUUCUUUUUUCUCGCAUGCUCUUAUAUUCUGUUCGUGUCCGUAUCCCGUCUUCAUGUUCGUCUUCCUUUCCCUUUCUCUUCGAUUGGAGUCCUGUUUUUCGCUUUCCUUGUCCUUCCUUUCCGUUAAAUCGUUUCA